Monascus purpureus is the source of this 396-nucleotide messenger RNA. NCBI's taxonomy places the organism in Eukaryota, Fungi, Ascomycota, Eurotiomycetes, Eurotiales, Aspergillaceae. The record is from the annotation of a GenBank genome assembly.
AUGGUCCAUAGUAUAUCAGCUCGAGUCUUCCUGAUCCGUCAUGGCGAUACGAGUUGGUCUGUUGGCGGCAAGCACAUGAGCUUCACAGAUGUGCCUAUGUCUAGAGAAGAAAGCCAGGUUGAAGAGACUCGAGAUUGCUACAUAGGAAGGCACAAACUGAUCGACCCAGAGAAUGUGGCCAUGAUCUACGUCUGCCCACAACAACGAAUCAAACGGACAGUCGAGAUCCUCCAGCUGGGCGUUCAGAGCCAACAAAGCUUCCUCGACCGGGAUGAUCAAAAGAAGACGGUGAGCCCACUGACAGGAUCCCAAGGCGCAUCCUCAGCACACACACUAGGUAGCUCAUCGCUGGCAGUCUCUGCCUCUUUCCUUCUUAUAUUAAAUUUCGUCAGAUAG